Molecule: messenger RNA, 1376 nt
Organism: Sinocyclocheilus rhinocerous
Lineage: Eukaryota; Metazoa; Chordata; Actinopteri; Cypriniformes; Cyprinidae
Gene: sstr5
Product: somatostatin receptor type 5
Exons: 2
Coding region: 65-1183 (372 amino acids)
Biological process (GO): regulation of insulin secretion; neuropeptide signaling pathway; cellular response to glucocorticoid stimulus
Cellular component (GO): plasma membrane; neuron projection
Molecular function (GO): somatostatin receptor activity; neuropeptide binding
Source: RefSeq, a predicted model, not a curated record
UUUGGGACUGGGAUUUUCAGGAACUCCAGUUGGGAAUUACACUGGCAAUGUGUCCAAUCAAAGCAUGCCAUUUCAAGGGAGCAGCACGAUGGUUACUGCAGUCAUAUCAUUCACCGUGUUCAUCGUUGGACUUACUGGCAACACUCUGGCUAUCUACGUAGUUUUGCGCUAUGCUAAGAUGAAAACAGUUACAAACAUCUACAUUUUAAACUUGGCCGUGGCCGAUGAGCUGUAUAUUUUGGGCCUCCCUUUCCUUACGACGCAAAACGUACUGUCCUACUGGCCGUUUGGCUCAUUCCUGUGUCGCGUCGUCAUGACGGCAGACUCGUUAAAUCAAUUCACAAGCAUCUUCUGUUUGACGGUGAUGAGUAUUGAUCGCUAUUUAGCAGUAGUGCAUCCUAUCCGCUCCACUAGGUGGCGCCGGCCACGAGUAGCUAAAGCAGUUAGCGCAGCGGUCUGGGCAUUUUCGUUCAUCGUUGUUCUCCCCGUGGUGAUAUUCUCUGACGUGCAGGACAUGUUUAACUCAUGCAACAUGAGUUGGCCAGAGCCACGAGACGUUUGGUCGACAGCAUUCAUACUUUACACCGCAACGCUCGGAUUCUUCGGCCCCCUGCUGGUCAUCUGCAUGUGUUACCUGCUCAUCGUAGUCAAGGUGAAGUCGUCUGGUGCACGGGCGGGAUUUACAAAGCGCAGACGCUCCGAGCGGAAGGUGACCCGCAUGGUGGUGGUGAUCGUGGUAGUGUUCGUCCUCUGCUGGCUGCCGUUCUACAUCAUCAACAUCGUAAACCUAGUGUUCAUACUCCCGGAGAACAGCGUGAUGGCAGGGGUGUAUUUUUUCGCCGUCAUCCUGUCGUAUGCCAACAGCUGUGCCAAUCCGCUGCUCUACGGGUUCUUGUCCGACAACUUCAAGCAGAGUUUCCGGAAGGUGCUGUGCGUGCGCAAGGCAAACGGCGUGGAGGAUGGCGAUCCCAGUGUGCCGCGGACGGAGAAAACGACGACCCACGAUACAUUCCUGACGCCUCAGAACAAUGACUUUAAUGGACACGUACAAGGCAGCCAGGUGUGGCCUGAGCCUCAAGCCACACCCCUGAAUGUGCCAGUGACUCCGCCCUCCCGCGCAGCAGAGCUCAGUCUGCACCCGGUGCCCAUCGUCGCCACGCCCAGCUCCAGCCGUGACCUGUGACCCCGGCGGCUCGCGAGAGCCCAUCCGAACAAUGCCAGGAUACUUUGUUUUGGGUGGAGGGUGCAGUGUGUGCUGAAAAACACCAGCGUCUUCACGCUCAUGGAAAACCUGGAAUUUUAAACCGGCUUGGAAAAUUCUAUGUUGAAUUUAAAAGCUUUAAAAUAUUUAAUCAGCUAAGAAUUACUAUUUGUGA